Messenger RNA from Hevea brasiliensis (rubber tree), 1522 nucleotides. RefSeq names its product transcription factor TCP20. Gene Ontology annotation, cellular component: nucleus. The transcript is spliced from 2 exons. The coding region runs from base 190 to 1113 and encodes 307 amino acids. Gene Ontology annotation, molecular function: DNA-binding transcription factor activity; sequence-specific DNA binding. Lineage: Eukaryota; Viridiplantae; Streptophyta; Magnoliopsida; Malpighiales; Euphorbiaceae. The record is from RefSeq and is a predicted model, not a curated record.
UUGGUCAAAGAAAAGACAAAUGCAGUUAUCUAAAAUCAUUUAAGUAGUAACUUUAAGUUGAAACAUUGUGAUUCCAAUGUUUGAACAAUAAGCCAAAUAGAUUGACAAAUCAAUUGAGAGGACAAGAAAGUAUAUGCUUUUUGAGGUCACAUUAUUCAAUCAAAGAGGCACCUAUUUUCCUUUGUUCCCAUGGAACCAAAGGGCCCAAAUCACCAUCAACAAGAGUUGCCCACCUUCUUGAAUCCUCCCCCAAAACCAACCAUGGCAGAGAACAACAACAGCAACAGCAAUAGCAACAACAAGAACCCUGCAGAGAUCAAGGAUUUCCAAAUUAUGAUCGCAAAUAAAGAUGAUAACAAGAAGCAACUAGCACCCAAGAGAAGCUCCAACAAAGACAGGCACAAGAAAGUAGAUGGUAGAGGAAGAAGGAUAAGGAUGCCAGCUCUUUGUGCCGCAAGGAUUUUUCAGUUGACAAGAGAAUUGGGUCAUAAAUCUGAUGGUGAAACAAUUCAGUGGCUGUUACAGCAAGCUGAACCAUCGAUUAUUGCUGCAACUGGUACUGGGACGAUUCCAGCUUCAGCUCUUGCAGCUGCAGGGGCCUCUGUUUCUCAACAGGGGAGCUCUGCUUCUACAGGAUUGCAUACAAAGAUGGAAGGGCUGGGACCAAGUAUUGGGUCCAGAGACAAGGCCAGUUGGGCAAUGAUGAGUGGUAAUUUGGGAAGAUCUAAUUUAGCAAGUGGGAUAUGGCCCUCUGUUGGUGGAAUUGGAGCAGGAUUUAUUUCAAAUACCAGCCAGUCAGCGUCCAAUUUUGCAAACGAAAACUCCAAUAAUUUGUCAAAAUUUGGGUUCCAUGGGAUUGAAUUCCCAAAUAUUAAUAUGGGUUUGAUGAGUUUUUACUCCAUGUUUAGUGGUACUAAUCAGCAAGUUCCAGGUUUGGAGCUUGGGCUUUCUCAGGAUGGGCAAACAGGGAUGUUGAAUUCUCAGGCUUUGAGCCAAUUUUACCAGCAGAUGGGACAGAGCCGCAGCAGCCUAAAUUCCUUUAAUCAGCAACAGCAACAGCAGCAGCAGCAACAAAAUCCUGAUGAGGAUGACUCUCAAGGAUCAAGGCAUUAGAAAAUUGAGACAGGAGUUUCUGAUGGAAAACCUUAUUAGGAAUGAGUAGCAUGGUAAAAGGACUCAAUUAUCUCACAUAAUUUUCCUUGUCUUUAUGGACAAGAAAUCAAAUGAGUGUAAUGAAUUGGGGGUCUCAAUAGUUUUCUGAUGCUGGUUUUGGCUGCCGGCUUCAGUUCCUUUGAUCAGCAGUUUCAUCCAAGUCUGCAAAAAACAGGAUGAAAUGUGAAGAGAACAUGGUUUGAAGAUUGCAUUUGAGUUUGUUUCAUAUUAAAUCUUUUUUGCAGGAUGUGUUAUCUAUUACAAAAAUAUUUGUACUGUUCGGCAUGUUUUCUCUCUUGUUUCUUGCUUAUCUGAAUCAAGCAAUUAUCUUGUCUUGAAUAUCUAAUAAAGAUUGAGAAAAAUUCCACUA